AUGCCCGGGUCUUCAGCAGCGGCGCCGUCAGCGCCAGCGGCAACUACUGCAGAAGUCACCACACCGACCGCAGAAAAGCCAACCGCAACACCAACCGAUACGUCAACCACAUCCGAGCCAACAGCUGCUACUGCUACUACUUCUUCUUCCUCUUCCUCAACAUCUUCCUCUACAUCGUCCACCUCAUCAACGUCUUCUACAAUUACCUCGGCGCAGCCACCGACAACGACCAGCACCAGUAGCACUUCCACAAGUCCAGAAACUUCCACCACAAGCAGCACCACCGAUGCGUCUUCUGUCAUUACAUCAAUAAUCACAACGUCGGCAACAGAUGGCACUACAGGACCACAAACUGUUAUUAUUACAUCCACAGAUACUUCGUUACCCACUCGAUCAACUGGAAAUUCAGCCAACAGUAUAUCUGCCACAGCAACAGGUUCGUCAACAACAGCAUCUGCCACAGGCGGAAGUGGAAGUGGUGGCUCUGGGCUUUCGCCUGGUGGGACGAUAGCGGUUGCAGUAGUUGUACCGGUCGCCUCUGUGGCAAUUAUCAUCUUAGCUGCUUUGUAUUUUUGGAGGAAGUGGAAGGCAAAGAAAGCAGCGGAGGAGGAACGGAGGAAGGAAGUGGAAGAAUACGGGUUCAAUCCGAAUAAUGACCCAACUCUUCCGCCUAUUAUGGGAGGUGGUGCUUUCGAGCCCAAGGAUGAUACUUCAGGUUAUCGAGGAUGGGGGACCACGUCAGCUGGUCGCAAAGCAUCUACUAACUUGUCGAGUGGUGCCGGAGUUGGGCUAGCAAUGUCCGAGGCAGGAAGUGCUCCUGGUUAUCACCAUGCCGCUACCCCAAGCGAUGGCACCAUUCAAUAUUCAGACGGCCCGGCAGUGGGUGAGACGGAUCCUAUCGGCGUUUUAGGGGCUGCCCCGGUGGCUGCGGCGAACAAUCGUACCACAGGUAUACAUCGUGGCCCGUCUAACGCUUCAUCCGCGUAUUCUGCCGCCAACCGUUCGGAGGCUUCGGACGAAAGUCACAUGUCCGCUACCCACCCUUCGGGUCCUUUCUACGACGAUAACCCUUACUACAAUGAGAUGCAACCACAGUAUGGGGCGUAUGGUGAUGGCCCAUAUGGGGGAAGUCCACCUGUGAUUCGAGAUGUUCAAGCACGACGCAACACUCGUAUUGAGAACCCCGCAGUCUUCCCUAGACAAGGAAAUGCCGGAAUCGCUCAAAACUUUUGA
Aspergillus alliaceus is the source of this 1233-nucleotide messenger RNA. RefSeq lists its product as uncharacterized. NCBI's taxonomy places the organism in Eukaryota, Fungi, Ascomycota, Eurotiomycetes, Eurotiales, Aspergillaceae. The transcript has 2 exons. The record is from RefSeq and is a predicted model, not a curated record. The coding region runs from base 1 to 1233 and encodes 410 amino acids.